Messenger RNA from Penicillium canescens, 549 nucleotides. RefSeq lists its product as uncharacterized. The coding region runs from base 1 to 549 and encodes 182 amino acids. Lineage: Eukaryota; Fungi; Ascomycota; Eurotiomycetes; Eurotiales; Aspergillaceae. The transcript has a single exon. The record is from RefSeq and is a predicted model, not a curated record.
AUGUCGGCCCCCACUCUCACAGAAGCAAAGGAACGUGCAACAGCUAUCAGAAAACAACAAUCCGACCUACUAACAAGUCUCCCACUCUACGCACUAUACAUAGGCCUGUGGAUCCGAUCGGAUCCCCCACGCCCAAAUGAUUUCCACUGGGGCUUCUACCUACACACGAGUACAACAAGCGGCAUAAAAUACCACGUCUCCAGUCUGACCGGAGGAUGGAUACCCGAACACGGUCCCAACUCGGUCCUCAAGUCUAAUUUCUUCUGCGUGCUUAUUCAAAUCGCCUCCGUUCCAGACACAAGCCUUGCUCAGCUUGAUCAGAUUAUGCGAUUGCAUGACGGGGAUGUCAAUGGUAUACCGGGAGUUACGUGUCGUGUAUGGUUGGUGAUGAUCCUGGAGAAACUUGUUCAGAAUGGUAUUGUUCGAUGUGGGAGUCUGCAAGCGUUGGAGGAUGAGUGUAUGGAUUUUGGGAAUGAUCAUAGUGCAAGCGCUGCUGUGAAUGCUCAGCCGCGGCCUGUUGUUAAAUCUGGACUUUGUCUUUGGAACUGA